Messenger RNA from Anopheles funestus (African malaria mosquito), 1503 nucleotides. RefSeq names its product beta-1,3-glucan-binding protein-like. The coding region runs from base 199 to 1398 and encodes 399 amino acids. The transcript has 3 exons. Gene Ontology annotation, biological process: carbohydrate metabolic process. Gene Ontology annotation, molecular function: hydrolase activity, hydrolyzing O-glycosyl compounds. The record is from RefSeq and is a predicted model, not a curated record. NCBI's taxonomy places the organism in Eukaryota, Metazoa, Arthropoda, Insecta, Diptera, Culicidae.
AGACCAAACAACCAGUUUGACGACGGCUGGGUAGAGGAUCUGCGGCCAGAUUCGGUUGCUUGUUGUUAUAAAACUUAAUUCUACCACCGUCCAAGAACUCAGUCUCGCUGCAGUUCUCGCCGGGUUUGGUGUAAGGGGUGGAUCGCGCUUAAAUUGCAACAACAGCCAAGCGGUGAAUCGUGUACAACACGACGGUGUAUGUGUGUGAUCAAGCGAAUAAAGCUUUGCAUAAUGCAGAUCGUUUCGCUACGUGUGUUGAUCGGCUCGUUGCUAUUGGCAACCGGUGUUUGGACCGACGAAGUAACUGAUGCUGCGUCAGGCGAUUGUGUGCGUUCGGUAACGACGGCCAGUGGAAGUUUGAUCGAUCGUGGCCGCACUUUCUGCAGCGGGGAGCUGAUAUUUGAGGAUAAUUUUGAUUUUUUCGACUUUGAAAAAUGGGAACAUGAGAAUACGUUGGCUGGUGGAGGUAACUGGGAGUUCCAGUGGUACACCAACAAUCGGUCGAACUCAUUCGUUGAGGAUGGAGCGCUUAACAUUCGACCAACUUUGACCGCUGACCAGUUUGGGCUAGAUUUCAUGACAUCCGGCACCCUGAGCCUUGAGGGCAGUUAUCCCACGGACCAUUGCACAAACAAUGCAUUUUAUGGUUGUGUCCGGGUUGGUAAUCGGCAGCAUAUAGUGAAUCCGGUCAAGAGUGCCCGCAUUCGUACGAUCAGUUCGUUUAACUUCAAGUAUGGUCGGGCGGAGGUGCGCGCAAAGCUACCGACGGGCGAUUGGCUGUGGCCGGCCAUUUGGUUGCUGCCGAAGCGCAAUGUCUACGGCACCUGGCCAGCUUCGGGCGAGAUGGAUCUGAUGGAAUCGCGCGGCAACGAAAACCUGUACCUAGAUGGUGUACAGAUCGGUACGCGCCAGGUCGGCCAGACGUUACACUUUGGACCGAAUCCUUCGUACAAUGGGUAUCCGACGGCUACGCUGACCAAGAAUGCGAUGCCGGAGCAAGAGUUUAACAAAAACUUCAGCACGUUCGGUUUCGUGUGGACGCCUGAUAACAUCACGGUAAGCGUCAAUGGUGAAGAACUGGUUACGAUCGAGGGUGAUUUCUGGACGCGCGGUGACUUUGGCAAGCAUAAUCUGGAGAAUCCGUGGCGUCACGGCACGCGUAUGGCACCGUUCGAUCAGGAGUUUCAUUUCAUCAUCAAUCUGGCGGUCGGUGGGGUAGCAUUUUUCCCCGAUGCUGCCACCAACCCCGGUGGCAAACCGUGGAAGAACAACUCACCCCAGGCGGCAACGGACUUUUGGAAUGGACGCGAUCAAUGGCUACCGACGUGGAACCUCGAUAAGGAUGGUGGCAAAUCGGCUUCGUUGCUGGUAGAUUAUGUGAAAGUUUGGGCACUGUAGUUUCGAAAUUUUAGACCAAUGUUGUACGCACGCAAUGAAUCCAUUCCACGAAUGAUUAUGUUUUAAUUAUUUCCAAUAAAACUUUUAAGCUAUCUCACCAACGCA